Molecule: messenger RNA, 1973 nt
Organism: Centrocercus urophasianus (Greater sage-grouse)
Lineage: Eukaryota; Metazoa; Chordata; Aves; Galliformes; Phasianidae
Gene: FUBP3
Product: far upstream element binding protein 3
Exons: 19
Coding region: 8-1699 (563 amino acids)
Biological process (GO): regulation of gene expression
Cellular component (GO): nucleus; cytoplasm
Molecular function (GO): mRNA binding
Source: RefSeq, a predicted model, not a curated record
GCGUGUCAUGGCGGAGCUGGCGCAGGGGCAGAGCGCGGCGCCCGUGGGGAUCAAGCCCGAGGGCUUCGUCGAUGCUCUGCACCGGGUCCGGCAGAUUGCUGCUAAAAUUGGAGAUAUUCCUCACUUGAAUAAUUCGACAACACUCGUGGACCCGUCAGUUUACGGUUAUGGAGUGCAGAAGCGGCCCCUUGAUGAUGGAGGUCUCCGUGUAAGUGGGCUCCAUGGAGCACAGAUAAGAGAUACAGAGAGAAUAGGUAACCAGUUAGGGGCCCUGGUACAUCAAAGGGCUGUAAUAACAGAAGAUUUUAAAGUGCCUGAUAAAAUGGUUGGAUUCAUAAUCGGCAGGGGAGGUGAGCAGAUCUCACGGAUUCAGAUCGAGUCUGGCUGCAAAAUUCAAAUUGCUCCAGACAGUGGUGGGAUGCCUGAGAGGCCCUGUGUGCUCACCGGGACGCCAGAGAGCAUUGAACAAGCAAAACGGCUACUGGGGCAGAUUGUAGAUCGCUGUCGGAACGGACCUGGUUUUCACAACGAUGUUGAUGGCAACAGUACGAUUCAGGAGAUUUUGAUCCCGGCAUCCAAAGUGGGUCUAGUCAUCGGCAAAGGAGGUGAAACAAUAAAACAGUUGCAGGAGCGAACAGGUGUGAAAAUGAUAAUGAUCCAAGAUGGUCCAAUGCCUACUGGAGCAGAUAAACCUCUCCGUAUUACUGGAGAUGCAUUUAAAGUGCAGCAAGCAAGGGAAAUGGUACUGGAGAUCAUCCGAGAGAAAGAUCAGGCAGACUUCCGAGGCGUACGCAAUGAUUUCAGUUCUAGAAUGGGAGGAGGCAGCAUAGAGGUCUCUGUGCCCAGGUUUGCUGUUGGAAUUGUAAUAGGAAGAAAUGGAGAAAUGAUCAAAAAGAUUCAGAAUGAUGCUGGAGUUAGGAUUCAAUUUAAACCAGAUGAUGGGAUUAGUCCUGAAAGAGUCGCACAGGUCAUGGGGCUUCCUGAUAGGUGUCAACAUGCAGCACACAUCAUCAGUGAGCUUAUUCUAACAGCACAGGAACGAGAUGGCUUUGGAAGCUUGGCUGUAGCCCGGGGAAGAGGUCGUGGCCGUGGGGACUGGAGUGUUGGAACCCCUGGGGGCAUGCAGGAAAUCACCUACACGGUGCCAGCUGACAAGUGUGGCCUCGUUAUAGGCAAAGGUGGUGAGAACAUCAAGAGCAUAAAUCAGCAGUCAGGAGCUCACGUGGAGCUCCAGAGAAACCCACCUCCAAACACAGACCCUGGUGUGCGAAUAUUCACAAUCAGAGGAGUUCCCCAGCAAAUUGAACUCGCCAGGCAUCUCAUAGAUGAGAAAGUUGGUGGUACCAGCAUGGGUGGACCUGGAGGAUUUGGUCAGAGCCCCUUCAACCAAGCACCCACCACACCUCAUCAAAAUGGUCCUCAGGCGUUCAUGACGCAGGGUUGGGGCAGUACCUACCAGACGUGGCAGCAGCCUGGACAGCAAGUCCCAAGCCAACAGAGCCAGCAGCAGAACAGCCAUCCCGAUUACAGCAAAGCAUGGGAGGAAUAUUACAAAAAACAGAGUCAUGCUGCCAGCGCUGCUUCUCAGGCAAGCUCCCAGCCGGACUACACGAUGGCCUGGGCAGAGUAUUACAGACAGCAGGCCGCCUACUAUGGGCAGACACUAGGGCAGGCGCAGGCCCACAGCCAGGAGCAGUAGAACAACGCCCUCACGGCCAUCGUCGCUACUUGGUUUCUCCCUCGGAAUCAUUGUGGAAGAAAACCUUUUUGUAACAGAGGUUUCUAGAUUUGCAACGUUUUGAUGAAGACUUUUCUGUUUGUUUGUGAAACACUAGCUGUAGGAUAAUCCGUACUGAACUUUUCUAAGAAUCAGGAGCAAUUAGUAACGUACUAAACUUACGGACAUGCUGGUAAUUUUGUUUCUAAAUUUGUACAAAACAGCAAAAACAACAAAAAAAAAACCAAAACAACAA